Lodderomyces parapsilosis is the source of this 1077-nucleotide messenger RNA. RefSeq lists its product as uncharacterized. Gene Ontology annotation, biological process: endoplasmic reticulum unfolded protein response. Lineage: Eukaryota; Fungi; Ascomycota; Pichiomycetes; Serinales; Debaryomycetaceae. The record is from RefSeq and is a predicted model, not a curated record. Gene Ontology annotation, molecular function: misfolded protein binding; ubiquitin-specific protease binding. The transcript has a single exon. The coding region runs from base 1 to 1077 and encodes 358 amino acids. Gene Ontology annotation, cellular component: Hrd1p ubiquitin ligase ERAD-L complex; endoplasmic reticulum membrane.
AUGGACGCUUUAUGGAACAAUCUUCCACCUGUGACCAAGGGUUGGUCUGUGGCAUGCGUUGCUACCUCGACACUUAUUACCAUUAAUAGAUUGAAAUUAAUGAAUUUGUUGUUUAUUCCGUCCAAAAUAUAUAGCCAGAAUCAAACAUGGCGACUAAUUACAUCAUUCAUAACAUUUGGAGAUCUAAGCUUUGAGCUAGUGUACCGUUUGUGGGCUAUUUCUACGUCAUGUGGAGAAAUUGAAAGUCUAUUUCAAACAAAAUUCACACAAUUUCCGUUAUACAUUGUCGAUGCCUUGAGUACUGAACAAUUGGAAAUUCUAAGGCAGUUGAUUGAUAGAAACAGGUCGAUCGAUUUCCUCUAUUAUGUCAUGCAAAUAUGUUUUUCGAUCAUUGUUGGUGCAACGAUUCUAUUUUACAAGAUAAGCUUAAUUACACCUCAAUUGGGACUCGUUUUAAUUCAAGUUUUCCAAUACUAUAGCUCCAAGUUGAACCCAUUGGAGAUGGUCAACUUCUUCGGAUUCCGUUUUAGAAACAUGUACCAACCAUAUCUCCUAGCAUUUGUGAAUUUAUUGAUCAGUGAUACUGGGGCUGGGCAAAACAACGAGCCGACACAGAAUGGAAAUGGUAACAAUUGGAAUUUCGGCUUACGGAGUUUUUGGAAUGUUUUUCGAAACCCAAUGAUUUGGUUUUACGUUAUGAGUUUUGGUUUGGGACAUUUUUGGUGGUGUAGUAGAGAAGUUAUCCUUGGAAGUGUUCAUUACAAUGAUGACGGAGAUGCUACACACUUGGAAGCGGAUUCUAGAGAUGGAAGAAUCAAAAAGAGGAAGCUACUCAAACAAAAUGGCAUUUGGAAGUUUGAUUUGGUGAAGGAAGCUUUAGUUAUACUAUUGCUACCUCCUUGGUAUUGGAUUAUGUUGUCUAAAAUCAAGCAACAACAUCCCCAUGAUGUGCGUCGUCCACGUCAUGCACCACCUGAGCUCCAGCAGCCUGUAGUAGAGGAGAUGAGAGAGAACUUAGAGCAAGUUGACGAACGUGCAGAGGAACAGGUUAUACGACAUCUUGACCAGGUGGAGUAA